CAGUUUUUUUUUGUUGUCGAAUUUUGAGAACAUUUGCAAUCGUGCACUCUGGUAACACGGAAACAGCUGUUGGGCCACGCGUUGGUCAAUCUAAUCUAAUCCCAAGGACUAUAAAUAAUCGCGUUCAAUCUUAUCUAAGAUUUUUUAAAGUGCCUUUUCUUGCCGAGAAUCAAUUAAGACAUUACCUGACCAGGUUUUGGUGCCAGCUACAAGCUCGUGGAACCCGUGAAACCUGUUGCUAACCUAACAAUUAACAGUUAAUUAAAGCCUCGCCCGCAUUUGAAAGCAACGAACCAAACAAGCAAAAUGGCAAACAGAAGAGGUGAAGAGUCGCCAUUCAUUGAUGAAAAGCGGCCAGUGAAACUGAAUCCAUCAUAUGAAUCCCAAAUGAAGGCGGACCCCAAUGGCAAAGGAUCUGGCUCCAUGAUGUCAAAACUCGUGUCAACCCUACAGCCGCCAGAGGAUAAAUAUAAACUAGUUUUCUUCAUAUUUGUGCUGCACGGGCUGGGCACACUUAUGCCCUGGAAUAUGUUUAUUACAGCAAAAUCAUAUUUUGAGGACUUUAAAUUGGGUGAAAAUUACACAGUUAAAAGCGAGGUUAAUUACAGAGGUAACUUUAUGCAGAAUAUGGGCUUUGCUUCACAAAUCCCGAAUGUCCUAUUCAAUUGGCUGAACAUAUUCAUGAACUUUGGCGGUGAUCUAACCAAGCGUAUAGUAUUUAGCAUUCUAUUCGAACUGGUUAUUCUGAUAAUAACUGUUGUGCUUGCCAUGGUGGACUCAUCCGAGUGGCCUGGCAUAUUCUUUUGGACUACAAUGUCAUCCAUUGUGCUUAUAAACAUGUGCAACGGCAUCUAUCAGAGCACUAUUUAUGGACUCGUUGCGGCCUUACCACCCAAAUAUACGGGUGCUGUUGUUUUGGGAUCAAAUAUAAGCGGAUGUUUUGCCACAAUUAUGUCUAUGUUAUGUUCCAUGUUUUUCACCUCAAUGCGAACAUCGGCUAUAUAUUAUUUUUUAACCGCAAUUUUAAUUUUACUCUUUUGCUUCGACACGUAUUUCGCGCUGCCUUUAAACAAAUUCUUCAAGCACUAUGAAAUGCUGAGCAGCGAAAAGAAAUCCGAGUCGCACACCCAGUUAAAUGUACCCUACUGGAAAAUUUUUAAGAAAGCUUCGCCACAGCUUUUUAAUGUAUUCUUCACCUUCUUUGUAACACUAGCUGUUUUUCCAGCCGUCCACUCGGAUAUCAAGCGUUCCAAAGAUUUUGUAAUUAGCGAAAAGUAUUUCACAUCACUCACCUGUUUCCUAACGUUCAAUGUGUUCGCGAUGCUGGGCAGCUUGACCACCUCCUGGAUACAAUGGCCUAGACCAAAAUUUUUAGUUGUGCCUGUAGUUUUACGUGUCGUUUUUAUACCCUUACUGAUAUUCUGUAAUUAUGCACCGAAAGAUAUUGUUAGAACUCUACCAGUUUUAAUUACCAACGAUUGGUUAUAUUGGAUCGUUGCGAUUAUAAUGUCCUAUAGCUCCGGCUAUCUAAGUUCCUUGGGCAUGAUGUAUGCACCACAGACAGUUAAUGUCAAAUAUCAAAUAACCGCCGGCAUGUUUGCCGCCGCGAUGCUUGUGACUGGCAUUUUCUCUGGCGUAAUGUUCUCAUAUUUGAGUCCACUUAUUAUACAACUUUGAAAUUUUCUUUCACUUCAACGAGUUGCUUUCAUUUUCUUUUUUACAUUGCAUGUUGCUUUAAUUACACAUAAAAGGAUAUUAAUAAAUGGACAAACUAAUUUGUAUACAUUAAGCAUUGAGUGUUCACUCUUUCACAGACUAAGAAAAUAUUACUUUAUAUUUAUCGCGUUGAAAAUAAAUACAAUACAAAACAACCGUAUGUGCAUUUGAAA
Messenger RNA from Drosophila virilis, 1889 nucleotides. It is a transcript of the gene Ent2, whose product is annotated as Equilibrative nucleoside transporter 2. Lineage: Eukaryota; Metazoa; Arthropoda; Insecta; Diptera; Drosophilidae. Gene Ontology annotation, cellular component: plasma membrane. Gene Ontology annotation, biological process: nucleoside transmembrane transport. The record is from RefSeq and is a predicted model, not a curated record. Gene Ontology annotation, molecular function: nucleoside transmembrane transporter activity.